Annulohypoxylon maeteangense is the source of this 2595-nucleotide messenger RNA. RefSeq names its product glycerol kinase. Gene Ontology annotation, molecular function: glycerol kinase activity. The transcript has 4 exons. Gene Ontology annotation, biological process: glycerol metabolic process; triglyceride metabolic process; glycerol-3-phosphate biosynthetic process. The coding region runs from base 201 to 2042 and encodes 613 amino acids. NCBI's taxonomy places the organism in Eukaryota, Fungi, Ascomycota, Sordariomycetes, Xylariales, Hypoxylaceae. Gene Ontology annotation, cellular component: mitochondrion. The record is from RefSeq and is a predicted model, not a curated record.
UCUAGCUGUCUGGCUGUCUGGCCUGCAGUGUCGCAUUUGCAUUAGCUAUUUUCAAUUCGCAUGCUAAAUUGAGCUUCAGCCGGUUGAGAUCGGUACAAUAGGGUACAAUUGGCUUACAACUGGAAUACACCUCAUCAAAACACAUUCCAUCAUCAACUAGAACCCUUUCUAUUGUUGCGCCUCAUCACCACCAGCACGCAAUGGGCUCUUUAGGAGAUCACAUAGAGACUAACGGCGUCACUAACGGUGCCACAAAUGGCACCAACGGCGUCAACGGCGUCAAUGGUGCUGGCGCUGGCCACAACAGCCAACCCUUUAAUGGCCGUUUAUGGACUGCUAAUGUUCGAGUCAACGGAAAUACCAAUGGCCACUCCAAUGGUCGCACAAAUGGCCAUGCGAAUGGUUACACCAACGGUCACACCAACGGAGCCAAUGGUCACCACGGUGAAGAAUGGUUCGUUGGAAGCAUAGACCAGGGUACGACGUCAUCGCGGUUUUUAAUAUUUAACCGCGAAAUGGACCCCGUGGCCAGUCAUCAGAUCGAGUUUGAGAACUAUUAUCCAGAGUCCGGAUGGCAUGAACACGAUGCCCUCGAACUGCUCGAUUCUGUCGAGACUUGUAUCGAGAAGGCUGUCAAGCAAUUUACUUCCAAGGGUUAUUCCAAAUCCCAGAUUAAGGCUGUAGGUAUCACAAACCAGCGAGAAACCGUCGUCUGUUGGGAUACAAUCACCGGUGAGCCGCUCUGCAAUGCUGUAGUAUGGCCCGACACUCGAACGAAGGACAUCGUCCGAGAUUUGAAGAACUAUCCUGGAGCCCAUGCGAUCCCUGAGAUUUGCGGCCUACCAUUGAGCACAUAUCCUUCGAGUGUAAAACUCGUCUGGUUAUUGCAGAACGAUAUCAGUGUGCGACAAGCCUACGAAGAUGGGCGUCUCGCUUUCGGCACCGUAGACAGUUGGUUAAUCUACCGCCUCAACGGCAAGGAUAGGAAUGUCCAUGUUACCGACACCACAAAUGCCAGUAGAACCAUGUUCAUGAACUUGCACACCGCGCAAUACGACGACAGGCUUCUAUCCUUCUUCGGUAUCGACCGGAAUAAGGUCGCAUUACCCAAGAUCGUGCCUUCGUCGGACCCCAAGGCCUUCGGUAGCAUUGCGAAUGGUGCCUUGGCCGGAGUGAGAAUCGCCGGCUGCUUGGGUGAUCAGUCCAGCGCUUUGGUCGGCCAAUGUGGAUUCAAACCUGGCCAGGCAAAGAAUACGUAUGGUACCGGAUGUUUCCUCUUAUACAACGUAGGCACCAGGCCCGUUCUCUCCAAGUACGGCUUGCUAGCAACCGUCGCCUACGACUUAGGCAAGGGCAAGAAGCCCGUCUACGCCCUGGAGGGCAGUAUAGCCGUGGCCGGCGCCGGCGUCAAAUUUUUGAUGAACAAUCUAGGAUUCAUCAGAGACUCGACCAAGGUCGGUGAAUUAGCAGAAACUGUCCACGACAAUGGAGGUGUAGUAUUCGUCACCGCCUUCAGCGGUCUAUUUGCGCCGUAUUGGAUUGACGAUGCGAAGGGUACUCUCUUUGGUAUUACGCAACACACACAAAGAGGACAUAUCGCCCGUGCGACUCUGGAAGCGACUUGCUUCCAGACACGGGCGAUCUUGGAGGCCAUGGAGAAGGACUCGGGUCACAGGCUCCAUUCCCUCGCGGUAGACGGAGGCAUGUCAAACUCUGACCUGACCAUGCAAACACAAGCCGACAUCAGCGGCAUCCGUGUAGAGCGCCCCUCAAUGCGUGAGACGACCGCUCUAGGCGCUGCCAUCGCUGCCGGCCUCGCAAUUGAGGGCUGCUGGUCUAGCUUUGAGGAGCUACAAGAGCUCACAGACAAGAAGGCCGGUCGCAGAGUUUUCAAGCCUCAGGUUGAGCGAAAGAAAGCCCAACGCAUGUACCAGCACUGGGAGCGUGCAGUUGACAUGAGCCGCGGUUGGGUCCGCGACGACCUCGAAUAUCAAGCCGAAGAGAGCUCUAGGCCAGAUAUCUUGAGGAAGCCGACUUUAUAAAAGAAAGUCGAGAAGAAGCAGAACACAUUUCCUAAUUGUGGAUAGUGGGCGCCUCUCGUUUUUAAUAAUUAUAAGCCAGCUGCGACCGCGACCGAGGUGGUGUGGUACGAUGUGACGGUCGCGGAGUGGAAGCAGCAGGAGAGUGGAUGAAUGUGGAUCUCGGAUGUAUUAACACGCCGUUCAUUGGAUGUUUGAGGCGCCUCUUUCGGCGCAAUGACCGCUUAUUUCACCUUGCGGCCGCAUUACGGUACCAAGGUUAAUGAUUAGAUACGGUUUUCGAUUCGGGGAAGGGAGAUGGCAGAUCCAACUUCUGCCCGCAUAUGACCAUAUGGACGGGCCAUACAAUGGUCGGUAUACUCGUAGGCAAGGUGCCUUACAUUAGGUACAUCACGUACCAGGCACACUCACACACAUACCUAACACGUACAUACAUAUAGAUGUAUGUAAGAAUAGGAAGGUUAGGUAGUAUAAUGACAAGGAGGGGGGGUACGGGGAAAGGAUGGUCGGGUGGGAUGGGGAUCGAGGUUCGGAAACCGUACUUUUUAGUAAUGUU